AUCGAAUGCCACAACAAAGAUGGCCGAUCGUCUCUGACUUGGGUCACUCGGACGUCCCGAAAAUUGCCUGAAGGUCCUGACGAAAUAAACAAAUUGGGGUCCUUUCUUGCGAUAGGCUAGCUGUCGAAAACGGCGUCGCGAGUCACAUUGUUUUACACAUCUGUGGUAAAUUGUCAAAAACAACACCAAUAUAUGCCGAUACGAUUGUUUUGGGGAAUAUUGAUAACGUCUAAGUUUAUUUCGGUUCGGUCUCUUACGCCCUAACUUGCCUAGUAGUUUGGCUUUUGACCGUCGAAGGGUGUGUUUUUUUCGGCCGCUGUCCAUAGCAGUACCGUGAGCGUUAGCGAGGCAUUCACGCGAACGCCCUCGAACCCACGUACUGGUUUCUGAUAUUCAACGUUAGCCGAAUAAAACAACAAUAAGAGGGAGGCGUUAAUGAGCAGCAAUGUCUGGCAUCGCUCUUAGCAGACUGUCUCAGGAGCGCAAAGCCUGGAGGAAAGAUCACCCGUUUGGUUUUGUUGCCGUGCCCACAAAGAAUCCCGAUGGCACCAUGAAUCUGAUGAACUGGGAGUGUGCGAUCCCGGGGAAGAAAGGAACCUUGUGGGAGGGAGGACUCUAUAAGCUCAGAAUGUUGUUCAAAGAUGACUACCCUUCCUCACCACCAAAAUGCAAGUUUGAGCCACCGAUAUUCCACCCAAAUGUUUACCCAUCUGGCACCGUUUGUCUGUCCAUCCUGGAGGAGGACAAGGACUGGAGGCCUGCCAUCACCAUCAAACAGAUCCUGUUGGGAAUCCAGGAGCUGCUGAACGAGCCCAACAUUCAAGACCCCGCACAAGCAGAAGCUUACACAAUUUACUGUCAGAACAGGAUGGAUUAUGAGAAGCGGGUAAGAGCACAGGCCAAGAAGUUCGCCCCCACAUAGAGAGGAGCGCUGGCCCCGAUCCCGCCUGAGCAGCCUCAACGGAUGGAGGUUAAAAACAGGAGGCCGGCAGCACCUGACGGACCACUCCAAUAAGAAUCCAAUCUUGAGUAUUAUCAUACUGCUACAGGGGUGACGAGAGAGCCUGUUUCUCUUAUCUUCCUUUCUUUUUUUAAACGACGAAAAUUAAAUAAGAUCCCAAUUUUAUCUUCAAGAAAUAUUUCUGCAUUUUGAAUGCAUAGCGGAUGAUCCGAGAACUACUUUGUCAUGAGCUUGGUCAUGCCUCCAGUAAUCCUGUUAAGUCCUAGUCCUCUAUCAACAGAGCUGUAGAAAUAAGAUGUCCACACCUCUCUGUGUUCAGUCAGCUGUGGCAGAGGAGGAGAUUUAGUUUAUUCUUAAACUUCCAGUUUUCUAUUUUUUUCUUCAUCAAACCCAGAAGUAUUGUAGAUAGUUCCGGAUUAGGGCCAUGGACUGGAAUAAAGCAGUCAGAUGCACAGUGGAGGUCGGUCCUCCCGUUGUGCUCCUGAUCCCUUGUUUUGUUCCUCCCUCACAUCCAAGGUCCCAGAAAAGCAUCAAAAGAACACGUUAACUUUCGGUAAAAGAACAUCCUGGCACUUGUAUGUUGGCUGUGAGCUAAACUCUGGUAGUUAUGUUGGCAGGAAGUGAUGCUCUGUCCACCUCAGAGGAGCGGAAGAGCGGCGGCAGUGAAAUGGGUCACAUGGGUCAGGGCGUUUCCUCCACCGACGAGUUAAAAUGAUCUUUUAUUGUAGUGGCGCCAAGAUUACAUUAGCUUUCAGAUUCUUUUCUUCUUUUUUGUGACUCCACCUUUGAGUGACUAUUUGUCAGGCGCAGUGUUGAACUUCAUCCACAUUCAACUUUAAUUUGUCGUCUGGUUCCAAAACUGCUCCAGGAGGAGAUGAGACGUUGUGAAAGUAACGGUUGCUGUAUUGUGUUCGUUUCGGCUCUCUAUUUGUUAUGAAUAGCAUACCAUCACUUCGGUUAAUUUCUCCCACAAAGUUCCCAAACUGAAUACAAACCUGUACAAACCAAAAUGCUAUUAAAUCUUUAAGUCCAUCUGGUAAACAGAAGCUGGUGGACGCUCAUUGGAAUGGCCUCUCAAGCAGCAGGAAGACGGAGGAAAGUGAGAGAGGGCGAAGGCCGGAGAUUUUUUUGCCUCUGAAUAUAUGAGUGCAUGUACAUAAUAUAAAUAAUGACAAAUUGUGGAAGUUAUGUUUUAUAUUGUUUUAGCCAGUUGACAUUUGUGUGUGAUAUAACAAAGAACACAAUAAAUGGCAUACAAUUGUGAAAUAAAGUCAAAUAAAA
Messenger RNA from Cyclopterus lumpus (lumpfish), 2242 nucleotides. Its product is annotated as SUMO-conjugating enzyme UBC9-like. Gene Ontology annotation, cellular component: nucleus. The record is from RefSeq and is a predicted model, not a curated record. Gene Ontology annotation, molecular function: SUMO conjugating enzyme activity. The coding region runs from base 446 to 922 and encodes 158 amino acids. Gene Ontology annotation, biological process: protein sumoylation. Lineage: Eukaryota; Metazoa; Chordata; Actinopteri; Perciformes; Cyclopteridae. The transcript is spliced from 7 exons.